AUGGCGCACUUCACCAGGCUCCCAGUAGAGAUAAAACUACAAAUUCUAGAAAAUCUAGGCACAGAAGCUGAUUUGAAGUCCUGCUGUUCCACCUGCCACUCAUUAUACAAUAUCACGGAAACGGUUUAUUGGAAUAGCAUAACGAAGAGGGUCUACGAGAAUGAAACGGCAAAUAACAUAACGCCUCAGCUGGUUGGAAUCAGGAGAAUAAAAUUCGUCAAAGCAACGAAUAGUCCCCAAGAUAUUCGGUCUAUGACUGUUUGGCAAGAACCAGAACAACAAGGUCACCAUACCUCGGACUUCGUGAAGCUUCGGAAAACAAUACGUUGGUUCAGGAACGCCUUUUUUAGGUCUUACUUUCUCAGCAAACCGGAGGAGGCUCCACCAAGUGAUGCUGAAAUUCGUCGGGUCGACGAUGCACUCGGUAUUCUAUGGUUAUGGAUAGAAGCAUCACAGGAACAUACCAAGCGAAACGAAGUUCAAAUUAAGAUGCUUAUUUCUUGGGCUACCCACGGCAAAAUAAACCCACCCUUACGCGGUUCCAUAGGGCAGGAAGAACUGGUGCCGCAAUCGGGACCAUUGCUUGCCGUAUAUUCAUUUCUCAUAUCACUCCUCGGAGGCUACGGAAAGGCCUUGAUCGACUCCCAUCCGUCGGACACAUGGGAUUUAACUCAACUUUCAACUCUUGUCCCAUGUGUUUCAAGCUAUAUAAGAGUUGGAAUAGCCAACUUGAUUCUCAUAGGAAAAGGCCUCGACGGAGUGAAAACGAUGUUAGAAUCGCCACUUGACUCCCAACUCCGCGCAGCAGCCCGUUAUAUCGAAUUUCCAAUUCAAACAAGAGAGGACCAACAUUGCCUUCUACAAAGUUUCGAUAUACGGAAUGACACCACCUCCUUUUUCUUACACUUCAUCGAUGAUCUUUGGGACCAAGAUAUUUGUCGUUCUGCAUUCGCGAGUCGGCCUUUAUGGCGAGAGAAAGAUCAGCUCUAUACACUGAACUCGCCGCCCUGGAGUAACCGCCAGGGAUUUGACCUUCGGGCCACCAUUUGGGAUGAUGAAAGACUUCUUAGAUGGGGCUACCAUAGGUCAAUCGGUACCGAAGAUGAUGAAUCAGUUAUGGGUGUACCUGGGCACAUUUUUCACUCUUACUGGAGCUUGCAUUCGGCCGAUCUAGAGUGUCAGAAUUGUCGACUAAACCGGGCGCAAAAUAAUCGACUCGGUGAAUCAAGUUGCAGGUUUAACACAGCGUAUCUCAACUUAGACGCGCUGACUAAAGUGUUAUUAUGA
This is a messenger RNA of Orbilia oligospora ATCC 24927, 1287 nucleotides long. RefSeq lists its product as uncharacterized. Gene Ontology annotation, molecular function: protein binding. The record is from RefSeq and is a predicted model, not a curated record. The transcript is spliced from 2 exons. Lineage: Eukaryota; Fungi; Ascomycota; Orbiliomycetes; Orbiliales; Orbiliaceae. The coding region runs from base 1 to 1287 and encodes 428 amino acids.